AAAGUGCUGCCAUUCGCAAAUUGAACGUCAACGGGUCCACAUCUGCAUCCAAGGGACAAAUACCACCGUUGGAGGAGUUUUACAAGCAAAUACCUGAAGAUCAAAAUUUGUUGCGUCCGGAGAAGCAGCUUCCUCAGCUGCAUCAAAAUCACGAAGAAUCGAACGCAAACCCUACACAAGGAGAAUCAAAUCCCGAUAAUACAAAAUCAGGCGCUGCAGUCGUUACGAACACAGAAAACGGCAAAAUGGUGGCCGAUCAAAACGGUUUGAAUGAUGGUGCCGAUGAACAAAUGCUAAAUGGUGCUGAAGAUAACGAUAAAUUAGCGGACAAACGAGAGGAAGUUAAGUUUAUCAAAGGGGGCGAUCAUCAAAAUGGCGAUGCGAAAAUUGAUAUUGGUGGCGUUAAUGGAAAGGCUUUCACUGGCAUGACUAAGGAAGAACUCAUGAAAUAUGCUAACGAUCCAUUUUGGGUGCGUUUACGUUGGAUUUUUUUCAUUGGCUUCUGGGCUAUUUGGGCAGCUAUGUUAAUCUGUGCUAUCCUUAUCAUUGUCGAUGCUCCCAAAUGUGCCGCACCUGAACCUCUGCAAUGGUAUAAACGUGGCCUUCUAGCAAAAUUCGAUGCAUUCGAAGCAAGUGCCAGCAAUAUUGAGAGUGCAAAGCGAGUCGAAGCUUCCGGUGUAAUCUAUGAACUCCCCCCAGCUUUGACUUAUUUAGUACGGGAACCGGCAGUUGAAGAAAAGAUCAAAGACAUUGUGGCUAAUUAUAAAAAGUUGGAUAUUAAUGUCAUACUGGAUGUAACACCAAAUUAUGUUCCUCGUAACUCAACUCUUUUAAAUGAGGCAUUACAAGACAAAUCGAAACGCUCAGCGUUCAUAUGGAAGGAGGAUUCAAAAGAGCCGAGCAAUUGGCGUUCCCUUCAGAACGGUUCCGCUUGGGAUCAAAUAAAACCGGGCAGCUAUUUACUCUCCCAAUUUGGUGUAGGUCAAUAUGAUUUACAAAUGAAUGACAGCCUUGUUAAAAGUGAAUUCGAAAGCGUAUUGAAAUAUUUGCUCUCCUUGGGUGUUAAGGGAUUCCGUUUGAAGAAUACAAAAUUCUUUUUACUGACCGACAAUACACCAGAUGAAGGUCCUGCUUCAGAAGGAAAUUUCGUGCAUAAUGAGUACGGUUUUUGGACACAUACCCAUAGCACGUUCCAAGAAGGUCUCGGAGAUUUGUUGUAUGAAUUUAAAAUGUUUGUUAAGAACAUUUCUGCAGAUGCGUUCCUAUCUGUAGCAGACGAUAUUUUACGUCCAGAUGUUUAUCGUACUAAAAACGGGGAAUGGGGUAUCGAUAUGCCUAUAUACGGACCACUUGUGCAUUCACUAAGCGCAUCCUCAAGUGGACGAAAACUUCAAGGCGAAUUUGAAAAUAUCAUAAAUGCUGUGGGCAAUGACACUUGGCUACAGUGGAACUUUGCCGAGCCCUUAUCGGAUGUAAACAAUACCACCGAUCCCACAGCAAUCGCGCUGUUUGUAUCUUUAUUACCUGGUGUACCCGUCGUGGGAAUGACAAACUCUUCACUUUUUAAGGAAAUGCAGGAGCAUGUUUUUACAGAAAUUAAGCAGUUGCGAUUGUCCCCAUCAUAUAUGCAUGGAGAGUAUCAUGUUUAUGACACGGAAGGAUUAUUUGCCUAUACCAGAAUAAAAUCUGGAAAUCCGGGCUAUUUUGUUGCCUUCAAUCCAUCAAACAAUACAGUCAAGGGCGGUUUUAACCAUACUUCAUUGCCGGACAAAAUGUCUGUCUAUGCUCUAAGUGACAACUACAAUAUAUCAAAUGUUGUAGUGAAGUCUAAGGUGCAAACCGAUUCUUUGGAAAUAUCCCCUGGUGCUACAAUUAUACUUACAUAUGUGCCUGUAAAAUCCGGUUAAAUAUAAUAUAUUGUGAGGGUCCACCUUUAAAAGUUUGUGACAAUUUUGUGUCUGCGAAAAAUAUACAAUCGCCAUAAGCGCAAGCUGUUAAUCCAUCUUAAAAUUAAAGUUAUCAUGAGUUUAGUAAUGUAUUUGGAAAGUUUAAUAAAAACUUCAAAAUUGAGAGCAUUGCAAAAAGUAA
Messenger RNA from Rhagoletis pomonella (apple maggot), 2088 nucleotides. It is a transcript of the gene CD98hc, whose product is annotated as 4F2 cell-surface antigen heavy chain. The record is from RefSeq and is a predicted model, not a curated record. Bases 246 to 1907 code for a protein of 553 amino acids. The transcript is spliced from 5 exons. Lineage: Eukaryota; Metazoa; Arthropoda; Insecta; Diptera; Tephritidae. Gene Ontology annotation, biological process: amino acid transport; carbohydrate metabolic process.